Exophiala spinifera is the source of this 1752-nucleotide messenger RNA. RefSeq lists its product as uncharacterized. The record is from RefSeq and is a predicted model, not a curated record. Gene Ontology annotation, cellular component: mitochondrial inner membrane. NCBI's taxonomy places the organism in Eukaryota, Fungi, Ascomycota, Eurotiomycetes, Chaetothyriales, Herpotrichiellaceae. Bases 1 to 1752 code for a protein of 583 amino acids. Gene Ontology annotation, molecular function: oxidoreductase activity, acting on NAD(P)H, heme protein as acceptor. The transcript is spliced from 2 exons. Gene Ontology annotation, biological process: heme A biosynthetic process.
AUGCUGCCCGGAUCAGGCUUUGCGCGAGCCCUGCGCGAAGCUGCGCCAGGCUUGUCCAAGCGGUUCUUCAACUGCAGCCAUCGCAACGUACAGCUUCGUCCAAUCACGCCGAGCCGAACCUUCAGUCGGAAAUCUACCAGAUCGAUCUACCGACAGAGCGUGGACAGAUGCACACAGUCAAGCGUCAGGACGUAUGCCGAGAGGAGAUUUGAGUGUCGCUCGUUCUCGGCCUCUGCGAAGUCAAGAGCCACACAGGCCGUAGAGCAGGAUGAGGGAGCGCAGUCUGGCGAUGCAGAUACGGGCAACAAGAAGAAGGCAGGGCCAUCAUCUUCGUCGUCAUCGUUCCCGGACACAUCGUCCAACACAGUGGCAUACUGGCUCCUCGGCAGUGCCGCGAGUGUGUUUGGGAUCGUGGUCUUUGGCGGCCUCACGAGGCUCACGGAAUCAGGACUCAGCAUAACGGAAUGGAAACCCGUGACGGGAUCCCUCCCACCCAUGUCCCAGGAAGACUGGGAGGCCGAAUUCGCCAAAUACCGCUCGUCGCCGGAAUUCAAAAUGCUCAAUUCGCGCAUGACGCUCGAAGAGUUCAAGAGUAUAUACUGGAUGGAAUGGAUUCACAGACUCUGGGGCCGGUUCAUUGGUCUCUCGUUCGUUCUGCCGGCGGCGUACUUUGUCGCUAGACGACGAGUGUCGCGCAACAUGGCCGUGAGGCUACUCGGCAUCGCUGGGUUGAUUGGCUUCCAAGGCUUCAUCGGCUGGUGGAUGGUCAAGUCGGGACUCAAGGACGACCUGUUCGCGCCGGGAAGCCAUCCGCGCGUCUCGCAGUACCGGUUGACGGCGCACCUGGGCGCCGCGUUUGUUUGUUACCUUGCCAUGCUGUGGAACGGACUGGACAUUCUUCGAACGAACAAGAUUCUCAAGACCGCGGCGGCAGCGGCACCGGACAAGGCGCACCAGGGUGUCCUCGACGCGCUGAAGAACCCCGCUCUCAGGCCGUUCAAGCGGUACGUGGGCUUGCUGGCAGGCUUGAUCUUCAUCACUGCGAUGUCUGGAGGCCUCGUCGCCGGGCUGGACGCGGGGCUGAUCUACAAUGAGUUUCCUUACAUGGGUCUGGGCCUGACGCCACCCAGGUCGGAGCUGUGGGACAAGUUCUACUCGCGCGAAGAUGACGGAAGCGACCUGUGGUGGCGCAACAUGCUCGAAAACCCCAGCUUGGUGCAGCUGGACCACCGGAUCCUCGCGACCACGGCCUUCACGGCAGUCAUGGCGUUGUGGGCGUUCAGUCGCGGCAAGACGAUGAGCAAGGUUCUACCCAGAGCCGCGAAGAAGGGCGUGCACGGCGUCGUCGGUUUCGCCGUGCUGCAGGUCACGCUGGGCAUAUGUACGCUGCUGUACCUUGUCCCGACGCACCUCGCGAGCGCGCACCAAGCGGGCGCUCUGGCACUGUUGACUUGGACCGUUGUGUUGGGCAGCCGGGUUUGGUUCCCCAAGCAAGCGGCCAAGAUCCUUGCGCAGCGUGCCCAGCAGAGAGCUUCUGCCAUCGGCGUUUUUGAGGGCAAUGCGGGUGCAACACGAGCAACGACGGGCGCAGCCACUGCCGGUCCGGUGCUGGCCGCGAGCGUUUUGCCUGCCGUUACGGCAUUGGCGUUGAUCAUGAGCAAUCACGCCGAGGGCGCUUUGAGGGAACAACUUCUCCUACAGCGGCGGCAGCCGGGGGAAAUGGAGAUGGAGAAGGAGAGUGAGCAACAAUGA